AUGGUAAAGUGCGACCCUCGCCACGGCAAGUACAUGGCGUGUUGCCUGCUGUACCGCGGGGACGUGGUUCCCAAAGACGUCAACUCUGCCAUCGCCUCCAUCAAGAACAAACGCACUGUGCAGUUUGUGGACUGGUGUCCCACCGGCUUCAAGGUGGGCAUCAACUACCAGCCGCCCACUGUGGUCCCAGGAGGAGACCUGGCCAAGGUCCAGAGAGCCGUCUGCAUGAUGAGCAACACCACCGCCAUCGCUGAGGCCUGGGCUCGACUCGACCACAAGUUUGACCUGAUGUACGCUAAGAGAGCCUUCGUCCACUGGUAUGUGGGGGAGGGCAUGGGGGAGGGGGAGUUCUCUGAGGCCAGGGAGGACAUGGCAGCCCUGGAGAAGGACUAUGAGGAGACCACCUCACACACCCCCCACAAGGAUGAGCACAGAGCAGGCAGACAUGGAGCUGUUGACACCACUACCACCACAGGCCUGGACCCCGCAGAGAACCAACCUGAGCAGGAGGCGAGCGAGACGGCGCUGCUCUCCUCCCAUCAAGACCCGGAGAAGGAUCCCAUCACCGCGGGAGAGCAGGAGCCUACAGCUGCAGAGGGAGGCGAGCAGAAUGGGGUCGUGAAGCUGAAGAUCCCGGAGGAGGACACCCCGGAGCCGGAGCACUUCACUGGGCUGAACAAAGAGGAGCUGCUGCGAGUGGCCGGUACUUCCGGAUGGGUGAGAGCUCGCUGGUCCCUCCUGGUCCUCUUCUGGUUGGCCUGGUUGGGGAUGCUUGCUGGUGCGGUGCUGCUGAUCCUGAAGGCUCCUCCCUGUAAAGAACUGCCGCCUCAAAACUGGUGGAACGAUGGUCCGCUGUUCCACAUCCGCAACAUCCAGGACUUCAGUCCGACUGCCAACAUCAAAGGAGUGGAGCAGCAGCUGGAGUCUCUCUCACAGAUGAAGGUCCAAGGACUGGUUCUGGCUCCGGUUCAUCAGGCUCCUGCUGAUGACCCCAUGACCCUGAGCUUCGAAGAGGUGUCUGCGGAGGUGGGGAGUCUGGACCAGAUGAGAAGUCUGCUGACCACAGCCCACAAGAGAGGUCUCUUUGUGGUCCUGGAUCUCAGUCCCAAUUACGCUGGUUCCUCUGGCUCCUGGUUCAGCAACAGCAGUGUGAGCAGUGUGGCCGAACGCCUCAAGUCUGCUCUGGUCUUCUGGCUCACUCUGGGCGUGGACGGCGUGAAGCUGGACUCUGUGGAUUCGGUCUGGUCCAUGGUCCCAUCUCAGUGGAGCAACAUCAGGGCCAUAGUCCAGAACUGGACCGACUCCAGACCCCACAAGAGGCUCCUACUGGGGUCGUCCUCGCUCUCCUCUCCUGCUGAGGUCAGCUCUCUCCUUGGGGAUUCGGGGGUCGACCUGCUCCUGUCUCCGGUCCUCGGUCCUCGCACGGACGCCACAGAGCGUGCUCAGUCUAUCCUUCUGCUCAGCUCCGCCCACAGCCCCUCCCAACUGCUGUGGAGCCUGCAGCCAGAAGAGAGUGCCAUGGAGCAGGACUGCAACACCAUGGAUCUGAUGCUACUACUGAGCCUGCCAGGGACUGCACUGAUAAACCAGACGCCCCGCCCACAGCCCUCCUGCCCUCUCUUCCUCUCCUCUCUCUCUGCUCUCCGAAGGAAAGAGCGCUCCCUGCUGUUCGGAGACCUCUCGCUGCUCUACAACUCGUCCUCGGUCCUGGUCUUCCUUCGCUCCUGGGACCAGAGCCAGCGCUUCAUGGUCCUCUUCAACUACAGGCCGGACCAGAGCUUCAGCCUGUCACAGUUGGAGGGACCCCCAAGGGCCCGUGGCAGUGUGGUCCUCAGCUCCAACAUCUCAGCCCUGAGUCCAGACACACAACUGGAGCUGAGGGAGGGAAAGCUUGGACCAGAGCUAUCCGUUAUGCUGAGGUUGGAGCAGAGCUGA
Knipowitschia caucasica is the source of this 1935-nucleotide messenger RNA. NCBI's taxonomy places the organism in Eukaryota, Metazoa, Chordata, Actinopteri, Gobiiformes, Gobiidae. The record is from the annotation of a GenBank genome assembly.